AUGACAGUUCCCCUAGCAACAAAGAUGCCGGAUUACUCGCUAGAACAAAAGCAGGAGGUGGAGAGAAUUAUGAGUAUCGAGGCCACCGAUUACUAUACCAUUCUUAAGGUGGAGAAAGCGGCAACGGAGACGCAGAUCAAGAAGUCGUAUAGAAAGCUGGCGAUGAAGCUUCAUCCGGACAAGAACAAGCAUCCACAGAGUUCUGACGCAUUCAAAAAGAUUGCCAAGGCUUUUGAAGUGUUAGGCGAUGACAAGAAGCGGAAUUUCUACGAUCAGACAGGCGCUGAUCCAGAUUCUCGAGGAGGUGGAGGGGGUGGAUCAGCAGGAGCUGGUGCCGAUAUGGCCAACGGAGGCUUCGGGGGAGGUAGAGCGUCACCAUUCGGCAAUGGAUCACAAUUCUUCUACACGGGUACGCCGUUUGGAGGUGCGAGAGGAGGUGCGGGAGGAGGGAUGUUUGAGGAGGAUUUAUUUGAUAUGUUGUUCGGAGGAAAUAAUGGCUUCAGCUUUGGAUUUGAUGGAAGUGGGCUUAGGAGGACUACUGGAUUUGGCAAUGGCAACUCUUUUUUCCGGACCAACAAUGGUCCUGGUAUGAGGAGAAGGCCCGCAGAUGCUAGUAGAAGACGUGGUGGAAGAGGUACAGGAGAAGGAGGAGCACAUGGUAAUGGAACACGGCCGGCAGACCAUGAAGCACCGUCUCUCCGGAGUGUUCUCUACCAAUAUUUACCACUCUUACUCGUUUUAGUGCCGAUGCUAUUUAACGUGAUAGUGGAUUCAUUUAAUUCAGGGUCUGGAUUGUUCGAUAGAACGCCAAGUUUCUCGUUCGAAACCUCGCCGGCAUAUUCAGUGGAGAGAACGAGUGAGAAUUUUGGUGUUAAAUACUACAUUACGGCAGAUUCGAAUAGAGAAAUGAGCAAAAGGGACGAUCAUGGAAAGACUGCCAACCGGUUGAAUAGUAAAGCCGAGGAGAUUUAUGUGAGGGAUUUAAGAACGAAAUGUCGCCGUGAGCAAGGCAUCAAGGAAAGAAUGAUCGAGGACAGUUAUGGUUUUUUUUUCCCGGACAAGGAGAAGUUAGAAAAGGCAAAGAACUACGAGACGCGUAGUUGUGAUAGGUUGAAGGAGUUACAAUUAUCGUAA
This is a messenger RNA of Brettanomyces nanus, 1134 nucleotides long. RefSeq lists its product as uncharacterized. The record is from RefSeq and is a predicted model, not a curated record. Lineage: Eukaryota; Fungi; Ascomycota; Pichiomycetes; Pichiales; Pichiaceae. Gene Ontology annotation, molecular function: Hsp70 protein binding. The transcript has 2 exons. Gene Ontology annotation, cellular component: endoplasmic reticulum membrane. Gene Ontology annotation, biological process: cellular response to misfolded protein. The coding region runs from base 1 to 1134 and encodes 377 amino acids.